GCUGUGGUGGUCCAGCAUCCCAUUCACGGGAAGUUGAAGGUCCGCCUGAAGGGCUUUUGCCCUGUGCUGCCUGUGAGUCAAGCCCUCAAGCUGAUCUCUGAGCUUGAAGAGGCAAGUGAAUAUGGUUCGAGAUCAAGGGCGAGAUGGUUGGUCAUGGCAACUCUAUGUGAGGAUGGGACGAGGACUUCAAUGGCUGGUUUCCUUCACCGAUGUCCUACGUUUGCGGGUGUGGAUGCUGAGGCCUUGCUCGGAAUCCCGGAAGCAGUACCGUGUGACCCUCGAGAUGGCUGGAAGCUGCUAAAGGGGGCUCCGUGGCCAAGAGCCAAGCGAAAACAGAUGUACCAGAGUGAUGGUUGGGUGGUGCAUUUGUUUGCUGGUGAUGAGAAGACUUCGGACUCCAAGACCCAAGCGAUUAUGAGAAAAUCCUUUUGGCAGCAAGCGUUGUCAGGCUCAGAAGUUUUGGUGGAGGUGGAUAUCACGGCCACACGCUCCAUGGACUUGAAUAAGCAGGACAAUAUCUUCAAGCUUCUGGCUUGGGCUGCUCUUUCCGGACGGAUCAAGGCGGUGAUUGGUGGCCCGCCACGCCAAAUGAUUCCAACUCCUUCUCAAGGUGCACGUUCUCAGGACCAGUACCAUAAGGAAUUGCAGCUCGUGGUGAGGAUGAUGGCACUAUGGUACAUGGCAGAGGAGGGCCGGUGCAAGCGAUGGCGGCAGGGACUGCUUCAAACACCGACCGUGAAGCCGCAUGUGGCCUUUCUGCUGGAGCACCCAGAGGCUAAGUGCCAGGAACAUGUUUCGUUGUUCCAAACGUCCUUGUGGAAGAUGUUUGCUUUGGAUGCACUGAUGGGCGAGGUGCAACUGGAGAUCAAUGGGCGGCCCACGGUGUUGGGAGGAAACCUUGAUCUAUGGCAUCUGCAAGGCGGUGAUAUGGGAGCGUUUGGCGCUCAACGAUGGCCUUUGGAGUUGGUGGCGCAUUUAGCGCGAUCUUUGAGGGCCUGGAAGCGACUUCGAAAUCGAGAAGGAGUCCUAGCUUCUCUCACGCGGAGGUCUUGGAUGGAUAUCAAUGAAGAAGCUCAUGUCGCGAAGCUUGAUGUUCGCGAUUGGAAACUCCACCUCCAACGGGACCACUUGCCGUACAGGCGCGACUGUAAAGUCUGCGUAGAACGAUCAAGUGGACGUCCUCAUCGUCGAGUACGCCAUCCAGCUGCUUAUGCGUUAUCAAUUGACACAGCAGGUCCUUUCAGGACCAAAGGAAUUGGCGGCUACAAGUACCUUUUGGUGGGAUGUUAUCGUCUGCCUCGGCUAGCGGGAAUGAAGAGUGAGACGGAUUCCUUAGAUGCUGAGGGGGUCGGAUCCGAACCAAAGGCUCCGGAGGAUGGUGGUGAUUGGCUCUUUGAUGGCGACGAUGGUGGUGGUGUUGGGCCAAUUGACGGAGAUGAUCCUGUUGAAGAAGGAAGGGGUGACGGUUUGGAAGUUGGGGAUGGAACUGGCAUGGAUGAGGAGAUUGAGGAGCUUAAGGAGCUAGCCGAGCCCUUAGAGUACAUGAACCUCUAUCUCACACGCCCUUUGAGGACCAGAACAAAGGCUGAGGCCUUGAAGGUCAUCCAGGAGUUCUAUAUCCAGCUCCGUUCCUCUGGGUUCCCUGUCAAUCGACUUCACAUGGACAGAGCUCGCGAGUUUCAAUCUGCCGCCUUGGAAGUUUGGGCGGCAUCUCGCGACAUCGAGUUGACGCGUACUCAGGGUGACGACCCGUUACAGAACGGAUCUGCGGAACGUGCCGUGGGUUAUCUGAAAGGUCGCAUGAGAGUACUGCUUUCCCAGGCCAGUGACCUGUCAGAGGCCGAGGAGGAGCGCGUGAAGUCAUGGUGGCCGUUCGCAGCGGACACAGCAGCCGCUCAACAGCAGGCGAAUGUAACGGACACAAGAAUCCAUCGGCAGCUCGGUUUGGAUCAAGACUCCAGCAAGUUACAGUGCGGCAUGUUCCUGGACAACGUCAAUUAG
Molecule: messenger RNA, 2001 nt
Organism: Symbiodinium sp. CCMP2456
Lineage: Eukaryota; Dinophyceae; Suessiales; Symbiodiniaceae
Source: the annotation of a GenBank genome assembly